GCGCUCAAGGCCCAGCAUGGCGCACGCCGACUGGCAGGAGAAGGCCAAGGAGGGCAUCGGCAGCGGCCUCGCCAAGAUGACGAUGGGCUUCAAGCGCGCCGCAAACGAGACAGAGGCGUUUGCAAAGUCGACGAAGCUCAAGGGAGAGAUUGUGCUCAUCGAGCGCAAGAUCGGCGGCAUCAAGGAGUCCUUUGGCCGCGAGGUGUAUGACUGCAUGGCUGCUGAGGACAAGGCGGCGACGGAGCGGCUCUUCUACGCGUGCCGCGAGCGCGUGCGCGAGCUAGAGGGCGAGAUCGCAGCCAAGCGGGCCACGAUGGAGGCGCUCAAGCCAGGCAGCACGGCGGCGGACGGCGGCAGUGGCGGCGGCGGCGGCGGCGGCGGCGGCGGCGGCGGCGGCGGCGGCGGCGAGGCGGGCGGCGCUGCGUGGGGCGCGCCACCGCAGGGCCCGCCACCAGGCGUGGGUCCUCCGCUGCCCGAGGGGUGGAAGCGCGCGACAUCGCCCGAGGGGCGCGAGUACUAUUACCACGCAACCUCCGGCGAGACCUCCUGGACGCUCCCGGCCGCCUAGCGCUACGGAGACCUGCUGACACUGAGGAAUGACUCCUGCGGUGCCGUGAAAGAAAAUGUGAAAGUUAGUGUCGCAAAACUCUCCGCGACCGCGUGUGCGGUGUGGCGCGGAGGUGUAAGGGGUGUGUGUACCAUCUCCACUUCGAACUUGCUUCGUUAGCUGCAUCCUCUCUCUCGCUCCUAUAAAAACUCCGUCUGCGCCGCUGCCGGGC
Molecule: messenger RNA, 779 nt
Organism: Emiliania huxleyi CCMP1516
Lineage: Eukaryota; Haptophyta; Isochrysidales; Noelaerhabdaceae
Exons: 3
Coding region: 17-568 (183 amino acids)
Molecular function (GO): protein binding
Source: RefSeq, a predicted model, not a curated record